This is a messenger RNA of Daldinia childiae, 3681 nucleotides long. RefSeq names its product Serine/threonine-protein kinase HSL1. Gene Ontology annotation, cellular component: cytoplasm. Gene Ontology annotation, molecular function: ATP binding; protein serine/threonine kinase activity. NCBI's taxonomy places the organism in Eukaryota, Fungi, Ascomycota, Sordariomycetes, Xylariales, Hypoxylaceae. The coding region runs from base 1 to 3681 and encodes 1226 amino acids. The record is from RefSeq and is a predicted model, not a curated record. Gene Ontology annotation, biological process: intracellular signal transduction; protein phosphorylation. The transcript is spliced from 5 exons.
AUGGCGGAUUAUCGUGGACCGGCUUCUCGGCCCUCCCGCGCCCCGUUGGGUGAUGCGACUGCUCGCAUAAACAAUACAUCCUCGAUGCAUUCAACCAAGUCAACUCAAGCUCAGGUUCCUCAACCUAACCCUCUCAGAGCUCAUCCCACCAAUUUAGUGCGCCAACAUACCAGCUCAGACCCAAGUGCUACUUCAAAGCAUGACAACCCGCGAGCGCCUACUAAGGUCAAUUCUCGCGCUCCGGUAAUUCCACAGAAUACCACAGACAACAAGCGAAACUCCCAAGCUUCGACUACCACAGUGACAACCUCUGGUGGUGAGCGCCGUAAAACUCAUAUCGGGCCAUGGAAACUGGGAAAGACUUUGGGAAAUGGUUCGGCCGCCCGGGUUCGGUUGGUAAAACACAAUAUUACAAACCAGCUCGCCGCCGUAAAGAUCCUCUCUAGAAACGGCAAUUCAAUGAUGCAGCCGGGCAGUAUAGCCGCCCUUGACAGAUGGGAUCGCACCCGCGCAGAGUACAAAUCCGAGAAUCGAAUCCCAUUCGUUAUUGAAAGAGAAGUGGCUAUUAUGAAGCUGAUCGACCAUCCGAAUAUCGUGAAACUCUACGAUAUAUGGGAGAACCGAUCAGAAAUCUAUCUUGUCCUUGAAUACGUAGAACAGGGGGAUCUCUACAGUUACCUUGCUAGAUCUGGCCCAUUAGCCGAGGACGAGACAAUGUACUUUUUCCGUCAGAUACUUGAUGCUUUGGAAUACGUCCACUCGUUCAACAUAUGCCACCGUGAUCUAAAGCCGGAAAACAUACUUCUCACCAAGGACUACCGGAUCAAGAUUACCGACUUCGGUAUGUCCGCUAUGCAUCAAGGCCCAAACCACUUACUGAAGACUGCCUGUGGAAGUCCGCAUUAUGCUGCUCCUGAACUCAUGAACCGUAGCUACUACCGGGGCGACAAAACAGACAUUUGGAGUCUUGGUGUUAUACUUUAUGCUUGCAUGUGCAAUGUUCUCCCCUUUGAGGACGACAAUGUUCAUUUACUGCUUGCAAAAAUCAAAAGGGGCCAGUACCAUAUGCCCUCUUUCAUCGGCCGCGAAGCUAGGGACCUAAUUGGCAGACUGCUAACGUUAAACCCCGACGAGCGUAUCUCCAUUCGAGAGAUUUGGCAACAUCCUUUACUUCGUCGGUAUGAUUACUUGGAUAAGCUCAAUGAUGGAGAACGUGCCCAUGGUUAUACACGGGACGCUCGAUACGAUCCGGUACCGGCAGACGAGCUUGAUAUGCAGACUCUAAGACAGUUAAAGUCCGUGUGGCAUACGUUUGAUGAAAAGCAACUAGCAUCAAAGCUAGUAAGCCCCGAACGCAACGAGUUCAAGACGUUCUACUGGCUCCUCUACAGCUAUAGGGAGAAGAGAUUGGAAAACUACGGUACAGAGUUAACAUACUCCGCGAGCGACUACCACCAUCUACAGCCCCCUAAUUGGAAGAAGAAGUAUACUACUUUGGAUUUUCCGGCCAAGAAUGGACGAUCUAUGUCGCGAUUCACCGUUAUCUCCAAUAUUGCCACCGAUAAGAAUGGUGAGCCUCUGGAGAGAUCUUCUAUGGAUUGCGGUGCCACCAUCCAAAGCUACGAUCCAUACAAAUCUUCCCGCGUUCUAGAUGAUGUCGUAGCCAGCCAAGCGAAGAUCGUAAUCCACCGCAACGGCACCACGUCUACGCGAAACUCACAAGCCCCAAGCAUACGAAGUAGGUCAGCCAGGACUAACUCCACGUAUUCGCGACGUGGAACAGGUGGAAAGCACAUGAAAGCGCCACCUACUCUACGUGGCUCACGACGUUCUCUAAAUUCAAUACAAAGUGGCGAGGAGAUUUCAUAUAAGCGGUCCGCCUCACGUCGCAAACGCGGAGUUAACUUCUCGCGUGCGCAUAGACAAUUAACUAGUCAAAGCGAAGCAGAAUGUAGUCCCACCAAUGUCACGGUACACAGCACCACCUAUGGCCAAAUUCCCUCAACCCCGACAGGUUCCAAUAAGAAGAAGAGGUUAUCUAAGAAUCGCGAAGGAACCCGAUCAGGCACACAGAUCUCCGAAAUGGCCCAGGCUAAAGAUGAUGGUCUAUGUUGGAAUGAGGAGCUACGCCAAUUCAGCAAUACCAUUGCAAAAGAUUGUGAUGAUGCUUUCAAUAGUACCCUCCUAAGUCAAGAGUCUUACCUAGGCGAGUCUCCAUUUUCCGAGACAAAAACUAUCUUGACUUCUACCAGCACUCCAGCUCCAGCCACACAAGGAGCAAGAGAAAUGAGAGUCAACGCACAGCCACGGGAGUCAUGGCCAUUGCCGACAUCUUCUAAAGAUUUGGACGUGCAUAGGUAUGUAACAGCGAAGAGAACUGAUCAGGUUAGGGGCAGUAUACCCGAACCCACGGGGCAAGGAGGCAAGAUGGUUUCGCAACGCAAUCGACCUGGCCAGUCCGGUAGGCCCUUUGAGCAGGCAGGAACAGAGCGUAGAAUCGUAUCGGCUCCUAUCUACUCGCAGUACAGCACACAAUGGGGCAAAGAUAAAAUACCCUUACCGGCUAUUAACGAGGGUGCAAAGGAAGAUGACUCGUUUGAAGAUGGAGAUAGACUACGAGUCGUUUCCGCGCCUGCCGAGUCUUCACCAGCCCGUCAUGCACCAGCUGAAGAGGGUGCGGGCUUAGAACACCUGGCCCAAAUUGUGGACACAAUCCGCCUAGUCGAUUCUCCAUCUAAUCGGCGUCGCAAAAUCAUGGUCCCGGUCGCAUCUGAUUAUCACAAGGAGUUAUCCCAGGGUGUGAAAGAGAUUCCGCAGGUGCGACAAGAACUUACCCUUCGUCAGCAGUAUGCAGAGGACGAGGUAAAAGUACCCGGUUCCAACGAGCCCUCUGACGAGCCCGCCAAGCCUACCAUGCGAGAUAGGACGGAUUCUACUACCACAAUUAAGAAGAAAUCGUCGUGGUUUAAGCGCAGCUCUAAGGAAAAAUCCGAAUCAUCAGAUAGCUCCAGUUGGGGGAACAUUGAUGCCCUUAACCACACGGAAACUAACUCAUCGGCCAACCCUGCCGCGCAGCCUGCGAAGAAGAGGAGUUUCCCUUUCGCGUUCUGGCGUGGUAACAAAGAGCAAUCCCAGUUCAAGGUCUCGCUUGCGGGUCCUGAGGUCAAUGAUUCCUCUAACUCCGAGCCUCCUCGAGCAUCUAGUCGCUCAUCUCAUCGGCUACAGACUAAGAAAUCGCAGGAGAAAUCCGGAGGCCGCAAUAUCGAGCCCCAGCAGAACUGGCUGGCUCGUUUGUUCCGGGUUAAACCCGCAACUAGAUACAUUUGCUUCUCAAUGCCCCGUCGCCAUGUGAGACAAGAAAUUGUCAAUUUGCUGAAAGGAUGGCGUCGUCACGGCAUGAGGGAUGUCGUGGUUGACAAGGAACGUAACCUUGUCUUUGCACGAGUUGGUAAUAAGAAUGAUCUCGAAUUGAAGGAAGCUUCCUUCGCAGCGGAGAUCAUGACGGUCAUCGAACAUGGCAGGCGUAAUCAGCUCUGCAUUGUUCGAUUCACGCAAGAACGUGGGGCUGCUUCUACGUUUAAUAGGGUGAUAGAUGCGAUGGGCAGCGUCUUCCUCUCGCGAGGUCUACUCAUCGUCGACAAGUACAAGAUCAAGAUGAUGAUCAAGACACUCAACUCGUGA